Ostreobium quekettii is the source of this 3453-nucleotide messenger RNA. The record is from the annotation of a GenBank genome assembly. Lineage: Eukaryota; Viridiplantae; Chlorophyta; Ulvophyceae; Bryopsidales; Ostreobiaceae.
AUGGCCAUGGCAGCUGAUGCGAUUGGUCUCAUUGAUGUGACUGUCGGCUGGGUGAGCCACAUAAGAGAAGUUGUUGAAGCUGCAAAACACAACAAGGGCGCAUGCAGGGCUUUGCUGGAACGUAUGGAUGGGCUGAAAACCACUGUGAGGAGUCUAAAGGUUGUUGAUGAUCCCUACGUGUCGGAGGCCUUGCUACGCGUGCAAGCUGUUCUUGAGAAGGCAUGCAAAUUUCUGAAAAGCUACCAGUCGAAACGGAGGUUUACACGGUACAUGUUUUCUCAAAAGUACAGGAAAGGAUUUGCAGAAGUGGGCGCUGCACUGAGUCACACGCUGGCAGAUUUCAACCUGGCUGCCAACUCAGCGCUGAUGAGGGGCCAAGGAACAUGCUACACUUCCCAAGAUGUGCCGCACUGCAACAACCAAGACAUUUAUGACAGACUCGAUGCUGUUUUGAAGAGGCUGGGGACCGCUGAGUUGCAAACGGUGGAGCAAGGAAUAGAGCUGCCCGACGUACCUCAACAUGCUGUUGGACUAGAACGCAAAGUGUGCAUGGUGGAAGACAUGUUGAUGCACACAGACACCAAGAUAGUGGCACUAACUGGAAUGGGAGGAAUCGGAAAGACGAUUCUUGCUGCUGCGGUGCUGAACAAGGUGCAAAGCAACUUUGAUUUGGUGACGUGGAUCACCAUCGGCCGGGAGCCAGACAUCCAGAGCUGCCAACACCAGCUGUGGAGGCAGUUGAAGAAAACGGAACCACCAUUUCUAAACAUGCGACAAGGUCGUCAAAUGCUGCAGAAAGCAGCUGCAUCAAGAAACACUUUGGUUGUGCUGGAUGAUGUGUGGGAUUAUGAGCAUCUGGAGGCACUGGCAAUGGCUGAGGGCAGCAACAAGGUCAUUCUGACAACCAGAAAAUCUGACAUAGCACAAGCAUGUCAUGCGCAGGUGUACAGUGUGAAUUUGUUGGAUCCCGACCAGGCCAUGGAGCUUUUCUGCAUGCGAGCUUUCAGGUCUUCAUCCAUUCCAGAGGACAGGAGGGAGUACCAGGAGUGUGCAGAGGGGAUGGUCGCUGUGUGCGAUGGGCUGCCUUUGGCUCUCAGUGUCGCUGCUGCACUGGCCGCUGGCUAUUCACUCAUUGAGCAAUGGGAGAUAGGUCUGGCAAAACUUAGGCAGUUCGGCAGGUCUGCCGAAAAGGUCCUGGCUGUCUUGCAGCUGAGCAUUGAUGACCUCGAUGCAGAGGAGCUGGACUUUUUCCUCAUGUUAGCCGGGUACCCUGAGGAUUUUCAUGUGAAGGUCUCUGAUCUGGUGGAAAGUUGGGUUGCACGGAAGUAUGAUCUCAUCCAGACGAGGGAAAACUUGAUCAAGGAGGUGAAGGAGGGGUAUGCCAUCUUUGGGCAGCUCAUGGAUCGGUCCCUCAUAGAAGUCGACCGUUCAGGCAUAGUUGGCUUCCAGAGGUCAGAGAGUGACGUGCUGGCAUCAGUGAUGGGAUUCCAUGAGUGUGAAGCUGCAGCAUUGUCUUGCUCCCUGCACGAUCUGAUACGCGACUUGGCAUUGAAGAUUGCAGGCAAGGGGGACAUCACAAAACGGCAGAGGCUGUUUGUCCCCUGCUUGAGCAUCUUGCAAGACACAGCUGCUGAGGCAGAACAGUUGUCGAUCAGCCAAAAUCAGAUGCAGCCAGAUGAUUGUAUGUGGCCUGAUGGGACUCGUUUUGUCACUCUCCGAUCCUGUCUCCUGAUAAGAUGGAGACAGCCUGACCUUCCCAGCAGCAUGCUGAGCAUGCCAUCGAUGCGGGUGCUCGAUGUUUCUUUUUCGCAGUUGCGAGCAUUGCCCUGGGAGAUAUCACAGCUUAAGUCACUGCAACUGCUGAGGCUGGACGGUUGUGAUAUUGAAGAACUUCCAGCAUCCAUUGCGCGGCUUCAGUGCCUUGUGCUGCUGUCGGUGCGGAUGUGUCAAUCAUUGCAGAGUCUACCAGAAUCCAUUGGAGAAUUGCAAGAGUUGAACAGUUUGUACGUUUCAGGGUCUGCUCUCAAAAAGCUCCCUGAAACUCUGGGAGACCUGUUGGGGUUGAUGCGGCUUGACUUGGGCUUCUGCGAUAAUUUGGAAGGCUUCCCUGAAAGGUUUGGGUCCAUUAGUAAGCUGGAAUAUUUGAGUGUAUCUGGCUGCACAAAGCUGACUUCUCUCCCUUGUGAACGGGAAUAUUUUGGGAAUCUGAAGGUCAUGUUGGCCUCUGGCUGCACCAUUAUGAAGAACCUGCCUACAUCGUGGCCAAAGAACCUGGAGAUUUUGGACUUGCAGGGGUGCGAGUGUGUUGAGGAGAUGCCGUCUGUCGAUGGGCUGUCUCGGUUGAAGACUCUGCACCUCCAGGGGUGCAGGAGGCUGCGAACAUUUCCAGACGCAAAGCUGCCCAGCCUGCGCAUCUUGGGACUGCCUCUUCUGGAUGGCCGCGAGCUGUGCAAAGUAUUUGACAGUGGGGAGAUGAAGUCUUUCCAAUACAGCAAGCUGGCCAGAACUGGCCGCUCUGUCAUAUUGAAGGGCAAGACGUGGUUCCUGGAGCACGGUGACAUCAGCCAACACUUUGGAGCUUGGCUUCAAGAAGCAGAAGUGGCUGUGAAGAAGCUUCCCCAUGGACGACAAUACCGGUACUUCCUUAUGCGGGCAAAGAAGUUCAGCCUGGUGCAGUUGAAGGCCAAGCUGGGAGGAAAGCUGAUUGGCAGCGAAUACCGAGAAGCUACUAAUUCAGAUGAGUGUGGUUGCACUCCCCUCCACCAUGCAUCUCUGAAUGGCGAUGAUGUGGCUGCCACAAAGAUUGUACAAUCAGGAUGCGACUUGGAGCUUCAAGACCAUGAUGGUAACACAGCUCUUCACCACGCUGCACAAGGGGGUUCGCCAGCAGUUGUGCAGCUGUUGCUGCAGCAUGGGGCAUGUCUGGAUGCUGUGAACAAGAAAGGCAGCACUCCACUCAUGGAAGCGGCUGAAACUGGGAAUGCGCAAGUUGCCAAGAUGCUGCUAGAAGCAGGGGCUGAUGUGGAGGUUUUUGCACAGGGCGGCUGGAGCACCCUCCAUGCUGCAGCACUGGGGGCGUCAAAGGAAGUUGUCAAGCUGUUUCUGCAAUGUUACAAAGAAGCUCCUGUCAAUGCCAGGGACAAGGAAGGCAGGACGCCGAUAAUGUAUGCAGUGUGGUCGAAGCAGUUAGCCAUAUGCCAAAUGCUGGUGGACGCAGGAGCCGAGGUGGACGUCACAGACAACGGCCGGCGGACCACACUGCUGUGGGCGUCAGUGGGAGGAUCGACCGAUGUGCUGGAACUUCUUUUCAAGCACUACAAAGAUGCUCCAGUCAAUGUGCCCGGCAAGUGGGGCUUCUCACCGCUCAGGCUGGCUCAUGCCUACGGACACCAAGCCGCCUUUGAAAUGCUGGCAAGAGCGGGCGCCACUAUGGAUCCCCUGGACAAUGUAUGA